Perca fluviatilis (European perch) is the source of this 1155-nucleotide messenger RNA. Its product is annotated as piggyBac transposable element-derived protein 3-like. Bases 9 to 737 code for a protein of 242 amino acids. NCBI's taxonomy places the organism in Eukaryota, Metazoa, Chordata, Actinopteri, Perciformes, Percidae. The transcript is spliced from 2 exons. The record is from RefSeq and is a predicted model, not a curated record.
AGAAGAGGAUGGCUGCCUCAAAGCUCCCAAAUAAAAGAUUUACUUUAAUUGAAGUCCUUGGCAUGUUGGGUGUAGGUGACGGCCCAGACAAGGCAUGCAACAUUGCAAUCAUACCUCAAAAUGAGAAAGAUGCCAUUAUAAGUGAUUGUGAUAGUGAUGGGUCAGAUAUGGCCUAUGAGGGGGAGAUGGGCCAUUUGCCAGCCAGGAUUUUAAAUGCACAUGCGGAACUGUUGGAGACAGAUGAUGACCGGAACAAAACUGAGUAUGGAGUUGUCACUAUGGCAACAAACGGACAACAAAUGGAGAAGAGCUACGCUGAGUCCGUUGUCAAACGAUGGAACAAAGAGCGACAUGCUUUUGACCAAGUCCGACAACCACAAUGCAUCAAGCAAUAUAAUGAGCAUAUGGGAGGUGUUGAUCUUCAUGACCAACAGGCCUCAAGAUACAGCAUCACAAUCAGGUCCAAGAAAUGGUUGUGGCCCAUCUUUGCAUGGUCUCUCAACAGUGCACUCGUGAAUAGCUAUUACUUUUACAGAGAUGUUAUGGGAGGGACCAUUCACCUGCUCACCUUCACACGGGUAGUGGCACAAUCUCUUAUACAAAGGUUUGGCACAAAGCCACUGAGCCAUGGAAGGAGAUCUCUACUGGCCACUACUGUUCGAGAUCAAGCAAGAUAUGACCAAGUCUCUCACUGGCCAGUCAACACAGGGAAUCGGUUCUUGAGAUGUCGUCUUUGAGAUAAACGCACCACCUAUGCAUGUGAGAAAUGCAACACUCCACUGCAUAUUGAGUGCUUCAAGAGAUACCAUAGAAAGUAGAAAAGAAGAUAAAAGUGAAUAUAAAGGGCUGAAAGGGCCAACAAAUAAAGACUAUAGGAGUACAAGAGACAAAAUGUUUUUUUGAGAAAGGUCAGUUGAGUCAAAAGAUGCUGUAUGACAGUGGGACGUCAGGCCUCUAUCCUAAAUGUUAACUUUAUGUUCUCUGUUACUGUAAUAAGAAAUAGUUUUAUAGUUCAAAAUAGUUUUACAGAAACAGAAUCAAGCACUUUGUUCUGGUGCCUACCUCUUUACCGUAUACCUGCCUCUAAUCUAAAUACAUUUAAUUUUUGUUACAUGAGGCCUCUUCUUGAUGGUAUACUCGAGGGUACAUCGUUCC